Messenger RNA from Varanus komodoensis (Komodo dragon), 1632 nucleotides. It is a transcript of the gene ASIC2, whose product is annotated as acid sensing ion channel subunit 2. Gene Ontology annotation, biological process: sodium ion transmembrane transport. The record is from RefSeq and is a predicted model, not a curated record. The transcript has 11 exons. Gene Ontology annotation, cellular component: membrane. Gene Ontology annotation, molecular function: ligand-gated sodium channel activity. The coding region runs from base 1 to 1494 and encodes 497 amino acids. Lineage: Eukaryota; Metazoa; Chordata; Lepidosauria; Squamata; Varanidae.
AUGCCAAGGCUGCCGGGACUGCGGGCGGUGCGCUGGCGCCGGGCGGCCCCGGCGCGCCGGGCGCUGUGGCUGCUGGCCGUGGGCGCCUCGCUCGGCUUGCUGCUGGCGUGGUCGUCCAACCGGCUUCUGCACUGGCUGGCCUUCCCGUCGCACACGACGGUGCGCACCGAGUGGAGCCGCCAGCUGGCCUUCCCGGCAGUCACGCUGUGCAACAACAACCCGCUGCGCUUCCCGCGCCUCUCCAAGGGCGACCUGUACUACGCCGGCAACUGGCUCGGUCUCCUGCUGCCCAACCGGACGGCGCGGCCACUGCUGGCCGAGCUCCUGCGCGCCGAGCCCGAGCGCCUGCGCUGGUUCACCAAGCUGGCCGACUUCCGGCUCUUCCUGCCGCCGCGCCACUUCGGCGGCAUCAGCGAGGAAUUCGUCGACCGCCUCGGGCACCGCCUGGACGACAUGCUCCUCUCUUGCAAGUUCCGAGGCGAGCAGUGCGGCCCGCACAACUUCUCCGCCGUGUUUACGAAAUAUGGGAAGUGCUACAUGUUUAACUCAGGAGAAGAUGGGCAUCCUCUGCUGACCACUUUCAAGGGUGGGACAGGCAAUGGCCUGGAGAUAAUGUUGGACAUUCAACAGGAUGAGUAUUUGCCAAUAUGGGGUGAAACAGAUGAAACAACAUUUGAAGCCGGAGUCAAAGUCCAGAUUCACAGUCAGUCUGAGCCACCAUUUAUUCAGGAGUUCGGGUUUGGCGUGGCACCUGGAUUCCAAACGUUUGUAGCCACACAAGAGCAAAGGCUGACAUACCUUCCGCCUCCGUGGGGCGAGUGCCGCUCUUCGGACUUUGGCCUGGACUUCUUUCCCAUCUACAGCAUCACCGCGUGCAGAAUUGACUGUGAGACCCGCUAUGUGGUGGAAAAUUGCAACUGCAGAAUGGUUCACAUGCCAGGAGACGCUCCCUUCUGCACACCAGAGCAGUAUAAAGAGUGUGCCGAGCCUGCACUAGUGGUUCUCGGCGAAAAAGACAGCAAUUACUGCGUGUGCCAGACACCAUGCAACCUGACCCGCUACAACAAGGAACUCUCCAUGGUCAAGAUCCCCAGCAAGACUUCAGCCAAGUACCUUGAGAAGAAGUUUAACAAAUCAGAGAAAUACAUUUCGGAGAAUAUCCUUGUACUAGAUAUAUUCUUUGAAGCCCUCAACUAUGAGACCAUUGAGCAGAAGAAAGCAUAUGAAGUGGCAGCUUUACUUGGUGAUAUUGGAGGUCAGAUGGGCCUUUUUAUUGGUGCUAGUAUCCUCACCAUUCUGGAAAUAUUUGACUAUAUCUAUGAGCUGAUCAAGGAGAAAUUGUUAGACCUACUUGGCCAGGAGGAAGAGGAAGGAAGCCACGAUGAGAAUGUGAGCACGUGUGAACCCUUGCCCAACCAUUCUGAUCCCAUCAGCCACACUGUGACAGUCCCCCUGCAGACCACACUUGGCACGCUGGAAGAGAUUGCGUGCUGACAGCGCUCCCUUGGCACUGUACGGAUGGCUGGAUGGCAGGCAUUUUCUCCCCAGAAGCCGGGAAUCAUGCUCAGGUUCACCAUGCCGAGUGGGGGAACAGCUGAGGAAUUCGCUAUGCAUCCAACUCUUCUCUUUCUC